CUGAUCUAUAUUUUUAAAUAUUAAGAAAAUGAUCGUAAAACAUUUGGUUCCUAGAAAUUUUCUAUGUUAUUUCCCUUUGAAAACGGGUGCACUGUUUGUGGGCGUGUUUAUGAGUUGUAUCGCGCUAACAAGUUGCAUAGUUUUGUUAGUUCAAGUAUGUCAAAUGGAUGAUAAAUUAUGCCAAAAAUUUGUAUGGAGAACCGCCUUCAGUUUUCAUGUGAUAGCUGUUAUUUAUAACGUUAUUAUAAUUGUUAUAAAUCUUAUAUUAAUAUGGGCAGUGUUAAAAAGUAAACGAAUACUAUUGCUGUGCUGGGUGAUUGUAACUGAUGUAUGGCUGGCACAAAUGUUUCUACUGCUUAUCGUACUGCUGUGUAUAUACAGUCUGGAAGUAAGCCUCGCUGCCUGGAUACUUUCGACAAUAUUUGGAUUAUUGGCUAUCGGAAUUCUAAUCUACUUGUCAAUGAUUGUUUUUGGAUAUUGGAUAGAGACAAAAGGAAACGACAAAAGCAUCCCAGUUACAAUUAAUGACACAUCGUAAUAAUUGCAUAGUAUUUACUAUUAUUAUUUUGAAUAAAU
Messenger RNA from Papilio polytes (common Mormon), 576 nucleotides. RefSeq lists its product as uncharacterized. Lineage: Eukaryota; Metazoa; Arthropoda; Insecta; Lepidoptera; Papilionidae. The transcript has 4 exons. The coding region runs from base 29 to 538 and encodes 169 amino acids. The record is from RefSeq and is a predicted model, not a curated record.